This is a messenger RNA of Anopheles nili, 1295 nucleotides long. RefSeq lists its product as uncharacterized. The transcript is spliced from 2 exons. The coding region runs from base 1 to 1134 and encodes 377 amino acids. Lineage: Eukaryota; Metazoa; Arthropoda; Insecta; Diptera; Culicidae. The record is from RefSeq and is a predicted model, not a curated record.
AUGGGCGACGAGCUAGACAUGAACUUUGGGGAACUGCGGGAUAAAAAUGAAAUCAUACGGAAAUACGUGGACAACCUGAACCGGCUCCGCCGUCUGGCCGCCCAGCGCGGGCAAAUCAGUGAGAGCGAGUUCAACAACUAUCUUAUCCGGCAUUAUUUCCACAACAACAACAUUAUCAACUACAUCUUUGACAAACAUACGAGCCGCACCCUGUUGAAAACGGUGAUCGACCGCAAAAAAAAGAUAAUCAACUUCAUCUUUCUGUUGCUGACACUAUUUGUGAUAUUUUCGUAUAAACACGAGGUGUCCACCAUUGUGCUGCGCAACAUCCAGAGCUUCAUCUACCCAGGGAUGCGUUUCUGGCGAAAGGCCACCGUACCCAUCAUCGCGUCCUAUCCAGCUUUGACCGAGUAUUACGACGAGAGUUGCUUGCUGACCAAUCCGUAUUUUCAGGUCGAGAACCUCAACUGUGAUCCGUGCGCGGAUGUAGCCAACGUUCUCGAUUUUACUGCAAUCCACGAGCCGCGCUCGUCGUUGGCCGCCGCUGGCGCUGUUCAUUACCCGUACAUAUUCAAAACUCAAAAAGAUCUGGUCGAUAUCGGUAGCCUACAGGCGCUGGUGCAACAGCAUCGAUCAGUGUUUACCAAAGACGCAUACCGGGUUCAAUCGACGGACGAUGCCAUUCGUAACCUGGACGAUCUGUUUCGUGUUUUUGCUAAUGUCAGCGGCCUGGGGGAAUCUAGUCAUGGUACCUCACCACCGGAGAGCCAUAACAUAUGGCGCUGCAAUCGCAUGGAGCCGGCAAGGCUAUUGCGACGAUUAUUCCCUAGACCGGGUCGUCUUCCUGCCACAGGUGUCAGUCUGGAGCGGUAUCUACUGAUUGACACGCCACAGGCUCCACUCUACAGCAUCCCGGACGCCGAGUGUGCCAACAUGUUCGUCAUCCAGGGCAGCGGAAGCCGAACGUUCUUGUUACGACCGACACAGGAAUGCAGACAUCGCUGCCGAACCCUUUCCGUACGGUUGCCUCCGUAUUACGGCUUGAUGUACAAUUGGUGGUACUGGAGGCCUGUAUCGCUGCCUGAGUUUAGCGCCAAAUCCCCAUCGAUUAGCUACGUAGGAAGCUAUUGCUGAGAACAGAAAGAGCAUAUGCCGACAGAAAGAACGUGUAGGAGCUUCUGGAAACAACAAGUUGAAUCGGAUACAAGAUGCCUUUAUUAUGAGUUGCGAGCUCUUAUUUUUGUGUCAUUAUUCAAUGCGCCAGUGUCGUAAUAACCACAUGUUAAACGAAUGAA